AUGCGUAAUAAAGAGCAAAACGGUGCGCGCAGCGAACAGUAUGAGCUAGAGACGCUGCACCGACUUGAUGAAGAAUGUGUUCAUCAACAAGGAGCUGGAAACUAUCUCAAAGCAUUUGACUGUAUGGAACGAGCUUUAGUUAUGAGACGUCAUUUUUUUGGAGUUGAAAGCGAGGAGGUUGUGCAGGCUUGUCGAGCACUUUCUGAUAUGUGCAAUCUAUUGGCCAUGAGCUUUCUGCAGCAAGACAACUAUGCAGUAACCUUUGAACUUUUAAAGAAGGCAGAAGUGCUAACUCAAUGCCAUCACCCAGUCGAACGAGCCACCACGCUCAAUAACUUUGCAUGUUACUAUCGCCGAUUGGGUAAACUCCAUGCAGCUAUGAGCAGUUUGAAACAGGCGCUGGCUUUGGAAACAAAGUUAAAAAAUAUUCGCAGUGCUGCAGAUACGCAACUUAAUAUCUGUGCCGUUCUUUCGCAGUUAGGGAAACAUCAAGAAGCCUUGAAUCAUGCACAAGAGGCUAUUAUCACGUUGCAAAAAGUUCUGGCUGCUGACAAAGAUAUGAUCGGAGGAGUUACUGAUGCAUCAACUGGAGAUAUACCAAGCACAAGACUUGACCGUAUCUCGGUAAUGUGCAUUGCGUACCACAACAUUGGCGUUGAGCAUGAAUUCCUUAAGGAAUAUGCCCAUUCUGUUGCAAGCUACGAGAAGGGAGUUGGCUUUGCUGAGCGAUAUCUUGGCCCCGACCAUUCAAUUACAACAACUAUUCGAGAUUCUUGGUUAGCUGUGAAGCGAUUGCUGGCUUCAAAGGUGAGUGUGCGGCCAAGAUCUGUACAAAAGGGUAUAAAAAAUGCCGCCAAUGCAAGACUCUCAUCAAGGCCGCGAAUUCGACCGCGUCGAAUACCAAAUUCGGUGACGAAGAGAGAAAUGCAUUCGGAUGGUUCGAAUGGCUUGCAGAUUUACACACCGCCUACUUUUAGUUCGGAAGUUAUACCAAGGGCCCCUUUAUGUGUGUUACCGCCGCUGGAAGAUCAAUAUCUUUUCAGCAGGGGCUUUUCUGCGCCCGGCGACGUUGAGUCGUUUGCUUUGAAUUCGUCCCCGACAGAUAUAUUUCCCAAUCCUCAAAUUAGUUUUGGUGGAACUUUAUCCGAGGAUGAGACAAGAUCACGUAUAAACAAUACCAGUCAAAAUGUAAUGAUAUCAACUAACAUCGAGGCAGAAACUUUGACAUAUAAGCGUAAAGAUAGCAAAGACGUCGUCAGAAAAUCUCUAUCAACAGUUUGCAUAAGUCAGAGAAAUCGCAAUGAUGAAUAUUUGAAGCCCAUAGCACAUACAACGACCUUGGCGAGUCAGGCUGAUGAUUUAAGCGGCUUGACAUUUGACAGUAUCUUUGGUGGGUUCUUUAGCGAAGAAAUUACGACAAAAAAGAACGAUGAAUUGAAUGAUGCGUCAGGGAGGAGGAGCUAUGUAUCUCCUCUUCUGACAGAGAUGAAUAGUUGUACUAUUUCCGACGUGGGUGUUGCAAGUCUUUCUCAAGACAUAAGGGUCAUGAAUAAAGAGCUCGGACUUAGUUCCAAGUUCAUUUGUUCAUUGGAAGAACCAAUAGAAGAUGCCAAUUUAGUAGCGCAGAUGAUGCACAGUCUCGACCAAAUUGUUGAUCCCGUGCUGGAAAGUGAAAUGCUGAAGGUGACAAUGAAUGGUACGGAUGGCGAAGAAGCCCUUGAUGUUUAUGCAGCUGACGCAAGUGUUGAAAAAAGAGACCAGCUUUUGGAGGAGGAAGAAACUGAUCGAGAAGAUCUUUUACAUGCUGGCGAUGUGGCUGGAGUUUUAAAUGAUGAGGAUAGCAGAAAUGACACUAGCGACGCGAUUCUUCAGCAGCUCGAGGUAGACCAAGUAAUCAGCACAACAUAUGCAGAAAGUUCUGGCGACUUGAGGUCAAGAGCUUCUGGACCAAGAGAUCCUGGCCCGGUCGACGUACUGGAAAAUGAUUUGACGAUCGGCAAUUUGGACAAGGCAGUUUUCGAUUCCAACCAUUUACAAGCUUUCAAAGGUGUAAAUGACGCUAACAACUUUCAAAGUUCAAAUGUUUAUGCAUUCAAUGACGAAGUGACACCAAAUCCCACAAGUGUGAUUUCUUACGACUCCAUUGAGCUUCCACUAAUUUACAAUUACCCCAUUUACAAUAGCAGUUUGGAGACUGGGUGUGCUGUUAACCACUCCAACAGCGAGUCAUUAGAAACGAAUAGUGAAGAUGCAAUAAAAGAUGAAACGCUACACGACACUGACACCCCAACUGCUAGUUUGAAUGUCGUGCCAUCAGCUGAGAUGGAAGAUAAUGAUAAUGCGGAAAGCAACGACAAUGAUAUAAAAUCUAAUCUGGAUGAAGGUCCAGAAUCUUAG
This is a messenger RNA of Plasmopara halstedii, 2397 nucleotides long. RefSeq names its product Tetratricopeptide repeat-containing domain. Bases 1 to 2397 code for a protein of 798 amino acids. Gene Ontology annotation, molecular function: protein binding. The transcript is spliced from 3 exons. The record is from RefSeq and is a predicted model, not a curated record. NCBI's taxonomy places the organism in Eukaryota, Oomycota, Peronosporomycetes, Peronosporales, Peronosporaceae.